ACCUGCCCGCGGCCGCAUCCAAUCGGAGGACACUAGUUCCCUAAACGUCCGGACUGAUGAGGGGUGGAGGUUCGAGACCGCACCGCUGCUGGAGAGUCAGCAGGAGCCGCAGCACCGAGCCAGCGGCAUGGACAACCUCGCGUUCGACUCGACGCAGCUGGAGAUGCAGCCGCGCGAUGCGCCGGAGAAGGACAAGCAGGAGCAGCAGGAGCAGCCGCAGGAGCAGCAGCGGGCCGGCGGCCCCGAAAAGCAGGAUCGUCAGCAAUGGUCCAACGGCAUGGAGUUCCUCAUGUCGUGCAUCGCCAUGUCCGUGGGGCUGGGCAACGUGUGGCGCUUCCCGUUCACCGUGUACGAGAACGGCGGCGGCGCCUUCCUCGUCCCGUACCUGGUGGUGCUGGUGCUCAUCGGCAAGCCCCUCUACUACAUGGAGAUGGCCCUGGGCCAGUUCUCCUCGCUCGGCUCUGUGCAGGUCUGGGAGCUGGCGCCCGUCUUCAAAGGUAAACGCGAAAGAACGCAAACACUCCAACCGUCUAGUUGCUUUUCGCGCAGGUACACGGUGUUGGACGAGGUAGACGAUGCAUGGGGCAUUUCCCGGGGCAUCGGCUCGCCCGGGUUGGCGUUGUCGCUGUGCCUGGGGGCCACGUGGGUGUUGGUGUGGGCCGUCACCUGUUGCGGCGUCAAGUCCUCGGGGAAGGCCGCCUACUUUCUGGCGCUCUUUCCCUACGUCAUUCUCUUCAUGCUGCUCAUCCGGGGCGUGACGCUCCCCGGCGCCGUGGACGGCAUUUUGUUCUUCGUGCGGCCCGACUUCGGGCGUCUACUGGACCCAACGGUUUGGUAUGCGGCGGUGACGCAGUGCUUCUUCUCGCUGGGCGUCGGCUUCGGCUCACUGGUCAUGAUGUCGUCCUACAACGCUUUCGACCACAACAUCUACAAGGACGCCAUGAUCGUCACCUCCAUGGACACCCUGACGAGCCUGCUCGCGGGCUGCACCAUCUUUGGCAUCCUGGGCAACCUGGCGUACGAGUCGGGGCAGUCUGUGAGCACGGUGGUCAAGGGCGGUUCGGGACUGGCGUUCGUCUCCUACCCGGAGGCCAUCGCUAAGUUCGAGGUGGCGCCCCAGGCCUUCGCCGUCCUCUUCUUCCUCAUGCUGCUGACCCUGGGCGUGGGCUCGGCCGUCGCGCUGCUGGGUAACCUGACCACUCUCUGUGGGGACGCCCUCAUGCCGCGCGCCCCCACCUGGGCCGUGUCCCUGGCCACCUGCCUGGUCGGGGCGCUGCUCGGCCUCGUCUACGUCACUCCGGGCGGGCAAUACGUGUUGACUCUGGUCGACUACUACUCGGGGACCUUCCCCAUAUUCGUACUCGUGGCCGCGGAGAUGGUCGUCAUCGGCUGGGUGUACGGACUGGACAACCUGUGCCGUGACCUGGAGCUCAUGUUGGGCCAGAGGCCGGGGCUGUACUGGCGGCUGACCUGGGGCCUCAUCACUCCCGUGACCAUGAUCGUCAUCUUGGUGUACACCAUCGCCACAGCGCAGCGUCUCGAGCACAACGGCCGUCCCUUCCCCGACGGGGCAGUGG
Frankliniella occidentalis (western flower thrips) is the source of this 1577-nucleotide messenger RNA. Its product is annotated as sodium-dependent nutrient amino acid transporter 1-like. The record is from RefSeq and is a predicted model, not a curated record. The annotation marks the transcript as partial. Lineage: Eukaryota; Metazoa; Arthropoda; Insecta; Thysanoptera; Thripidae. The transcript is spliced from 8 exons. Gene Ontology annotation, biological process: sodium ion transmembrane transport. Gene Ontology annotation, cellular component: membrane. Gene Ontology annotation, molecular function: L-amino acid transmembrane transporter activity.